This is a messenger RNA of Anopheles stephensi (Asian malaria mosquito), 1155 nucleotides long. RefSeq names its product transcription initiation factor TFIID subunit 9 (gene Taf9). The transcript is spliced from 3 exons. Gene Ontology annotation, molecular function: transcription coactivator activity; protein heterodimerization activity; RNA polymerase II general transcription initiation factor activity. The record is from RefSeq and is a predicted model, not a curated record. Lineage: Eukaryota; Metazoa; Arthropoda; Insecta; Diptera; Culicidae. The coding region runs from base 64 to 882 and encodes 272 amino acids. Gene Ontology annotation, biological process: RNA polymerase II preinitiation complex assembly; DNA-templated transcription initiation. Gene Ontology annotation, cellular component: SAGA complex; transcription factor TFIID complex.
UUGACAGCUCAAAUCUUGUUUGUUGAUACUUUAUUUGCAUUCUGCGGAUUGUUUAGCUCUACAAUGGAUCUUCAAAGCACCGAUCGAGAGAAAGGUGAAAAGGUGAAGAUAGUGAAUCAGGUAAAGCAUAUACCGAAAGAUGCUCAGGUUGUGAUGUCGAUCCUGAAGGAGCUUGGUGCUACUGACUACGAGCCACGGGUCAUUAACCAGCUGCUGGAAUUUACCUACCGAUACGUAACGUGCAUACUGGACGAUGCCAAAAUAUACGCCAAUCACGCUCGCAAAAAGGUGAUUGAGCUGGAUGAUGUGAAACUGGCCACACAAAUGAUUCUGGAUAAAGCAUUCACAAGACCACCGCCGCGGGACGUACUGCUGGAAAUAGCGCGUGUACGCAACGCUACACCGCUGCCACUGAUUAAGACCCAUUGUGGGUUGCGCCUUCCGCCGGAUCGUUACUGCCUUUCGGCGUGUAACUACAAGCUGCGUGCUGCACAGCAACCAAAGCGCAUGAAUAAAUCCGCUCUCGAAGGCCGAUCAUCGCUCAAGUCCGCUAAGGCGGCGGCCGGUGGUGCAGGUGGCGGUGACGGAGGAGGCGUUAAACGACCAUCUGUUCAGUCAACGCCGAAGACACAGGUGGUUAGCAUACCGAAGCCGGUGUUUAAAUUUAGUACGGCACCGAAAACGACACCGACAACCGCAACGAAAUCAGUCAAAACGACGGUCACAUCGGUUGGGUUGGGUGGAAGCAACGGAUCGGCCGCUGGAGGCACUGGUGUUGGCGGCGGUGUGGAAAUAAAAAUGGAAACGGACGACCAGUUCGGUGAGGCAAACAACGGCAACAAGCGCAAGCGAGAGGAGGAUGACUUUGAAAUAGUGGAAUAGUUUAAUAGACUUUAACAAUAAACAUUCGUGUGUGACUGAAACUAUAAUAACAGAACCAUUCAGUGGGGGAAAUAGCGAAGUGGAGCUUAAUCGACUAUUUUAUUGGCGAACGUUCAUUGGUCCUUGAGGGUUUGAAUUGUGACGCAUCCCAAAUCCAUUAUCUGAAUAUAUUCCGAGCCUCCGCCGUGCAGCCGGAAGCAACAUUCCUACAAUUGUAAAGCAUAGAAUGUAAGAAUCUACUUGCGAAAUAUAGCACACACAUACUUACGCCAA